Messenger RNA from Penicillium olsonii, 885 nucleotides. Lineage: Eukaryota; Fungi; Ascomycota; Eurotiomycetes; Eurotiales; Aspergillaceae. The record is from the annotation of a GenBank genome assembly.
AUGAGAUCAGUGAUUGACAUCCAUGGCGGGGCCUUCAUGCUCGGCCAUUCACGCAUGGUUUCUCUACCCCAAAUAAGUGACUGUCUAGCCCGGGGUUGGAUAGUCCUGGUUCCCAACCACCGCCUCUGCCCGGCUGUCAACAUCCUCGAAGGCCCAAUGCAGGAUAUACGCGAUCUCCUAUCCUGGAUCCAAGAUGGUCACCUUGACAACGUUAUCUCCAGCCGCGGCUACUGUGCCGAUUUGGAUAAUAUCGCUGCAUUCGGGACCUCAUCUGGAGGACAUUUGGCUCUGAGUCUGGGCUUUGAUGUCCCCAAACCCGUCAAGGCUAUCUUGUCCCUGUACGGCUCAGUGCACUUCGCUGACCCGGCCUGGAGAAUUCCACUCCCCCAUGUGGCCAAGAAACUUCCUUCGGACCUGACACCGGAAUUUCUAAACAAGAUCUAUGACGAGUAUCCCGUCCCAACAGAUAGCUCUGUAUCACUGGAAGGUCAGACAGAGGCCGGCACAGGCAAGGGACCGGACUUUUCAAAGCCACGCGAUGCUUUCGCCUUCACGCAGAUUGCCUCUGGGACUGUGAUUGAUGCAAUUUAUUCCUCUAAGGAUGACCCGGACAUGAAGCGAAUCGAUCCAAUCUUGAACGUGAACGAUGCGUUCCCGCCGACGUAUAUUGUCCAUGGAAUGGCAGACACGAUGGUUCCUAUUGGGCUUAGUCGGGCCCUUUUGCAAAAGUUGAAGGACCAUGGUGUGAGGUGCGGGAUGACCGAGGUUCCGGGCGAGGAACAUACCUUUGCAGCUAUGAUGGAGGUUGGCUCGAAGACUUGGUGGCUGCAGAGGGAAGGCUUUGAGUUCCUGGAACAGGUCAUCGGAAAAGGGCCUGGGGCUUAG